AUGAUUCAGAUUGGCUUCCAGGGUCGGCCUAGUCGGCCGGGUCGGCCGGGUGGGAGAUUAAGCCCGACUGGCUCUACUCCUCAUGCUCACUUUCUCUCCGCCCUACCCUCCAGCCCGCUGGGGCUUCGUUUCCCUCUCGGCCAGUCAACCGGCUUGAAGCGUUGCACUUUGAUUAGUUGUCCCAGUCACAACCUCACAAAAGAGGACAAUGGACACUGCCUUAAGCUGAUUGGCCGGCUCAAGGAUGCUCCACCUUCUGGUCGUCUCACUGCCUCAGCCUCCUCUCACAAUCGGCUCUGA
Protopolystoma xenopodis is the source of this 300-nucleotide messenger RNA. The record is from the annotation of a GenBank genome assembly. Lineage: Eukaryota; Metazoa; Platyhelminthes; Monogenea; Polystomatidea; Polystomatidae.